Molecule: messenger RNA, 927 nt
Organism: Clonostachys solani
Lineage: Eukaryota; Fungi; Ascomycota; Sordariomycetes; Hypocreales; Bionectriaceae
Source: the annotation of a GenBank genome assembly
CUUCAAAGCACUGCCAAGAAGAGAAAUACAAGCUUCUAUAAUUUAUUCGGACUUAAGUCUCCCGGUCCAAUAUCAACUGCCUCUACAAGUUUCAAUAUCUCAAGUUCCUAUCAACAACUCAAGGCCAACGUCAUGGCGGCGAAAGACGAUGAAGAUUACCUACUCGGUCAACACGGACGAGAAGUUGAACGUUUGCAAAAACAGCAUAGAUGGAUUCAGUCCUGUCUGAAGGGGAAGAUUGUCUUCGCGCCUGUUGAACUUGACAAGUCCGGCCUCAGAGUUCUGGACGUGGGAUGUGCUGAUGGAACCCUGCUCCGUGACCUUCAGAAACAGGUCUCGCCCUCUGCACAGCUAGUAGGAUCCGACAUCAUGAGCCCAUUCCUACCUACAUCGCCGCAAGGCAACAUUCGAUAUGUUCAGGCCGAUAUUUGCGAGCCUCCUGCAAGUGAUUUAGCUGGGUCAUUCGAUUUCACACACGUUCGAUGUUUUGGCCGGGUGCGCUCGCGAACACUGGCACCAGGAGGAUGGCUUCAAAUUCAAGAGAUGAACGUGGACCCAAACAGGCCUGGUGCAGGCCCAGCGUGGCAGGAUGUCAAUAGCAUCUUGUCUGGCAUGUUCGCCAAGAUCGGCAUGGGAUCUCAAUUCACUUUACUGAUUGGCGAUUCGAUGAAGAAGGCCGGCCUGACGAACGUGUCAGUUGAGACUGUUGAUCUGCCCAUGGGGAAAUCGAUUGAGGGCGAGCAGCAGCAGAAAGACUCGAUCGAGCCUUUCAAGAUUACUAUCCCAGUCGUAUCGCAAGCUGCAAAAGGACUCGGUGUUGAGCUACCGGAAUCAACUUAUGAUCGUUUGCCUGAGAGAUUUGAGGACGAAGCCAUGAAGCAAGGUGUUGUGUUUCGAUCCUUGGUCAUUGUUGGACAGAAGCCAGUG